AUGAAAUCUUCUAUUGUAGGGCUUGCUGCGGUGCUGCAACUAGCAGUGCAUGCUUCUGCACAGGAUGGUCAAUCCAGUCCCUCCGACCUCGAGAAUUACUGGUCUUAUGGCCGCUCAGAGUCGGUACCAGAUACACCUGUUGCAAAGGGAUUGGGGGAUUGGGCCGAUGCCUAUACCAAAGCCCGGAAGCUCGUUUCCCAGAUGACCGAUGAAGAGAAAAAUAACAUUACCUACGGACACGAAUCAACAACAACUGGAUGCUCAGGAGUGACUGGCAGCGUCCCGAGACUAGACUUUCCGGGGAUUUGCUUUCAAGAUGCCGGUAAUGGUGUUCGUGGAGUUGAUAUGGUUAACUCUUAUCCCGCUGGUAUCCACACCGGUGCGUCUUGGAACCGGGAUCUUGCCCAUUCUCGGGCAGAGCACAUGGGCGCUGAGUUCAGGCGAAAGGGUGCCAAUGUGGCACUAGGUCCUGUUGUUGGACCAGCAGGCAGAAUGGCCUCGGGAGGCCGCAACUGGGAAGGCUUUGGAAGUGAUCCUUAUCUUUCAGGAGCUCUCGCAGCAGAGUCUGUCCGUGGUUUGCAGCAGAACGUCAUUGCAUGCGUCAAACAUCUCAUCGGAAAUGAACAGGAGACCAGCCGGAAUUCUCCACAGCUAUUAGAGGGCUCCCAUAACCAGUCUAUUUCAUCAAAUAUUGAUGACAAGACUAUUCAUGAGCUUUAUCUCUGGGGGUUCCAGGAUGUCGUCAAGGCAGGCGCUGGAUCUGUUAUGUGCAGCUAUAACCGCAUCAACAAUAGCUACGGAUGCCAGAAUAGCAAGGUCAUGAAUGGUCUGCUGAAGGGGGAACUCGGCUUUCAAGGAUUCGUGGUGUCUGACUGGACUGGUCAGCACACCGGUAUUGCCAGUGCAAAUGCAGGCAUGGACAUCGCCAUGCCGGACUCCCAGUAUUGGGAGAAUAACACCCUAGCCAUAGCUACCAAGAAUGGUUCGAUGCCUGACUUCCGACUUGAUGAUAUGGCAACACGAAUUAUCGCCUCUUGGUACAAGUAUGCCGAGAUACCAAACCCCGGUCAUGGUAUUCCUGUUAGCCUGCUCGAGCCUCAUGAUCUUGUCGAUGCCCGGGAUCCAAAGUCAAAGAAUGUCAUUCUCCAAUCAGCGAUUGAAGGUCAUGUUCUUGUCAAGAAUACAGCAGCAGCACUUCCUUUGCGGAAGCCGAAAUUUCUCUCACUCUUUGGAUACGACGCUAUUCCUUCUGCCUUGAAUACUGCUGACGACAGCUCGCUGGGUGGCUGGUCCAUGGGCCUUCAAAAUGCCCUUACAUAUCCCAAUGGCAGCGCGGUGAAUAACGAGACCGAGAAAUACAUGUUUCUAUCGAGCACAGACCCCAGCUUCCGUGGCCCAGGUGUCGCAUUCAAUGGCACCCUCUUUGCUGGGGGUGGUUCUGGCGCCAGUACACCUGCCUACAUCGAUGCCCCACUCCACGCGUUCCAACGCCAGGCAUACGAUGACGAUACCUACAUGGCCUGGGACUUAAUAUCCCUUGAGCCUCACGUGAAUCCUGCCAGUGAUGCCUGUCUCGUCUUUAUCAAUGAGGCUUCCUCCGAAGGCUGGGAUCGACCAUAUCUCGCAGAUCCAUCUUCUGAUAAGCUUGUUAAGAAUGUCGCAGCCAAGUGCCCAAACACUAUGGUUGUCAUUCACAAUGCGGGACUGCGCCUUGUCGACGAGUGGAUUGAGAACCCCAAUAUUACUGCUGUGCUUUACGCUCAUGUUCCAGGCCAGGAUAGCGGCCGAGCCCUAGUCGAGGUCAUGUAUGGCAAACAGUCUCCUUCGGGUCGCUUGCCGUACACUGUCGCCCGCAAAGAGUCUGAUUACCAGGAUCUUCUUGAGCCGGUUAUUCCUUCAGGCACGCAAAAUGAAUACUAUCCUCAAGACAAUUUCACCGAGGGAGUCUACAUUGAUUACAAGGCCUUCAUUCAAAACAAAAUUCAACCACGUUUUGAGUUUGGAUAUGGAUUAACAUACUCGAAUUUCUCAUACUCGGACCUCGAUGCCAGUGUUCAUUCCAACGCCAACUUGCAGUAUACCGCUGCCGGAAGUGGUGCGAAAAUUGCGGAAGGGGGGUCUGAGGCGCUAUGGGACAUUGUCGCCAGCGUAAAUUGCACUAUUCAAAACACUGGAAAGGUUCGCGCCGCAGAGGUAGCUCAACUCUACGUUGGUAUCCCGGGAGGGCCUCCAAAGGUGCUGCGUGGGUUUGAGAAGAGGACCAUUUGUUCCGGCAAGAAGGAGCAUAUUCAAUUCGACUUGACGCGUCGUGAUCUCAGUCGGUGGGAUGUAGAGGAGCAGGCCUGGGGGCUUCAGGCUGGGAAGUAUCCCAUCUAUGUGGGGAAAAGCGUUCUUGAUAUCCAGUUGCACGGCAUGUUGGAUAUCUCUUGA
Penicillium waksmanii is the source of this 2430-nucleotide messenger RNA. RefSeq names its product beta-glucosidase. Gene Ontology annotation, biological process: glucan catabolic process. NCBI's taxonomy places the organism in Eukaryota, Fungi, Ascomycota, Eurotiomycetes, Eurotiales, Aspergillaceae. The coding region runs from base 1 to 2430 and encodes 809 amino acids. Gene Ontology annotation, molecular function: beta-glucosidase activity. The transcript has 2 exons. The record is from RefSeq and is a predicted model, not a curated record.